CUCUGACCAUGCUGGGCAUAAAGGAUUUUAACGAAUGUCCAGAAGGAGUCAAUGAAGACAGAAUAUCUCACGAGACAUUCAGAAGAGAGGCGAAGGAUGGUCUGCAGAGAAGCUCAGCAACAUUCGCUCAACUGUGACCAUUUUCUUUGAACCUGAAAUUGCUAGAACAUGUUUUGGUGUUUUGUAAGCCUUUCUUUCUCAUACUAUGUAUUUUCUCUCUCUCUGCUGUAAAUAAUUCAUUCUCCAUACACUGAAAAAUUUUCUCAUUAUUAAACUUGUCUUGUUAUUAAA
Austrofundulus limnaeus is the source of this 291-nucleotide messenger RNA. RefSeq names its product EF-hand calcium binding domain 10 (gene efcab10). NCBI's taxonomy places the organism in Eukaryota, Metazoa, Chordata, Actinopteri, Cyprinodontiformes, Rivulidae. The record is from RefSeq and is a predicted model, not a curated record.